This is a messenger RNA of Leptosia nina, 630 nucleotides long. The record is from the annotation of a GenBank genome assembly. Lineage: Eukaryota; Metazoa; Arthropoda; Insecta; Lepidoptera; Pieridae.
AUGGUGCUGUGUGGAGCCAUGGCGGGCGACGUGAUGGGAAAUGCGAGCCGCGUGCGCCGCGCGCCGUUUACGCACCAUUCGCACCGCGUCAUGACGGACGAAGAAAUAGACGCAACCGCGUCGUGGAAGCGGUCGCACUGGCGCGAGAUGCAGUCGAUACUGCGGCGCGAGGGCUCGCAGCGCGACGUGGUCGAAUGCUGCCCUUCAGUCCUCGAGAUGGUCGCCAAGAAAGGCGGUCGCACCCCCACCGGCCUCUACGUAGAACUCUACGAGGACGGUGAAAACAAGCAGAGGCUCUACGAACUCUCUUGCGCACCCGACGUCGUAGACAAGCCUUGCAGAUUCGUAGACGCUCGCCUAUACAACCAGUCCAGAUGUGUCCAGAAGUAUUCAUAUUCGUACGCGCUAGUUAGGUACUCUUCGGCCACCGAGAUGCCCCCACGGCAUCGACCAGAGGGCCACUUCUCCGUACCUGGCUCCGGGGGCUGGUCCAUGGACUAUGUGAUAGUUCGCGCCGGCUGCGAGUGCCAGAUCACGCCGCCUAAACGUAAGAGUGCGCACAGGAAACGUCUGGAGAGACACAGGCAGAGGAAGAGGAAUAAACGGUUGGAGGAGGACGAUGACACUUGA